Herpailurus yagouaroundi (jaguarundi) is the source of this 2295-nucleotide messenger RNA. It is a transcript of the gene KIN, whose product is annotated as Kin17 DNA and RNA binding protein. Gene Ontology annotation, molecular function: double-stranded DNA binding. The record is from RefSeq and is a predicted model, not a curated record. The transcript is spliced from 14 exons. Gene Ontology annotation, biological process: DNA replication; DNA damage response. Gene Ontology annotation, cellular component: nucleus. Bases 57 to 1274 code for a protein of 405 amino acids. Lineage: Eukaryota; Metazoa; Chordata; Mammalia; Carnivora; Felidae.
CAUUCCGCUUCCGGUUGGCUGGGCGCUUCAGCAAAGUUGUGGCUACCGUGGUCGCGAUGGGCAAGUCAGAUUUCCUUACCCCUAAGGCCAUCGCCAACAGGAUCAAAUCCAAGGGGCUUCAGAAGCUGCGCUGGUAUUGCCAGAUGUGCCAGAAGCAGUGCCGGGACGAGAAUGGCUUUAAGUGUCAUUGUAUGUCCGAAUCUCACCAGAGACAACUACUGUUGGCUUCAGAAAAUCCUCAGCAGUUUAUGGAUUACUUCUCCGAGGAAUUCCGAAAUGACUUUCUAGAACUUCUCAGGAGACGCUUUGGCACUAAGAGAGUCCACAACAACAUCGUGUACAAUGAGUAUAUCAGCCACCGGGAGCACAUCCACAUGAAUGCUACCCAGUGGGAGACUCUGACUGAUUUUACCAAGUGGCUGGGCAGAGAAGGCUUGUGCAAGGUGGAUGAGACGCCGAAGGGCUGGUAUAUUCAGUAUAUCGACAGGGACCCAGAAACUAUCCGCCGGCAACUGGAACUGGAGAAAAAGAAGAAGCAGGACCUUGAUGAUGAAGAGAAGACAGCCAAGUUUAUUGAAGAACAAGUGAGAAGAGGUCUGGAAGGGAAAGAACAGGAGGCUCCUGUUUUUACGGAAUUAAGCAGAGAAAAUGAUGAAGAAAAAGUUACAUUCAAUUUGAAUAAAGGAGCAUGUAGGUCAGCAGCAACAUCAUCCAAAUCAAGCUCCUUGGGACCGAGCGCGUCGAAGACGGUCGGGAAUGCGGCAUCAGUUAAGCGAAAAGAAUCUUCCCAGAGCGCAGCUCGAUCAAAAGAAAAGAAAAAAAAGAAAUCAGCACUCGAUGAAAUCAUGGAGAUCGAGGAGGAAAGGAAAAGAAGUACCCGAACAGACUACUGGCUACAGCCUGAAAUCAUUGUAAAAAUUAUAACCAAAAAACUCGGAGAGAAAUAUCAUAAGAGAAAGGGUGUUGUUAAGGAAGUAAUUGACAAAUACACAGCUGUCGUCAAGAUGAUCGACUCCGGAGACAAGCUGAAACUUGACCAGACUCAUUUAGAAACAGUAAUUCCAGCACCAGGGAAAAGAAUUCUCGUUUUAAACGGAGGCUACAGAGGAAAUGAAGGUACCUUAGAAUCCAUCAAUGAGAAGACUUUUUCAGCUACCAUAGUCAUUGAAACUGGUUGUUGUGAAAACUACAGAAAAUACACAGGAGGUGUCAGACGGGGAGCCACGCAUCUGUGGCCCCGCCUGGUGUUAAUCUGGCCUGAAGAAUUUCGUUAGGGAGAAUGGGUCUCCCUGGUCAGAACAGGGAAACCAUUCGGAUUGGUAUUUAUGAAAAGCUUUGAAGAUAGGCUACAGGAGUCCUGAAGAUGAUUGGGAGAUAGGGGCCCUGCGACACCCCAGCUGAGAUUUACGGUGACGACCUACUCCUCUCUACAGAAUUACGUUCUGAUCAAUCCCUAGUGGGUUGCAGAAUGCUCCAAAGAAUAAGCAAGCGUAAUACAGGUAACUGUCAGGUUGUUUUCCUUUAUUGCUGAGAGCACAAUACUUUCAGAAACUAAUCAAGAGGUAAACAGUGGAAGAAUCUCUUCCUUUCCACUGAUCCCUAGUAAUUUGGUUCCUUCAUUUGAAAUUCAAAAUGGAGUAUCCAUUUGUAACUCAAAAUUAAUUAUAUAGAGAAGGCAUAUUUUUGGUCUCAAUGGGGGCGCGUGGACAGCAUUAAUACAAUUUUAGUUGCCUUAUUCAAAAUGCCAGCUAUUAACAAAAGUUUUGAUAAUUGAAUAACAUGGAUUUGACUUUAAAUCUAGUUUUACAGAACUGUGUUGUUCAACAUCCUGCAUAUAAAUAUACAGCCUAAGAUCUUCGUUGUUAUUUUUAGAACUGCAGAGCACAUGUAAAAUACUAGGAAUCAAACUAAACAUAUAUCUAAAGAUAGUAGUUUUAAAGUCUAAAUUCUUGCCAAGUAGCAGAGUUAAGUGUAAGAACCUACUUUUGAAGUUUGUGUUACAUAUUAGCAUUUUAAGAUCAGUAUUUUUGAAGUAGAAAACGGAAGUAGACUUUUAAUGUACCAUAGGUACCACAGAUAAAACUAAAAGGCAGUGCCAUUUACCUCUUCAGCACUGAGGUUACCUAUGGAUUCUAGAAACAUCACAUUUCCUUACUAUUUUACAAUUAGACCAAAAGACAAAAACUUGAUUUUGUAAAUACGGGUUGAGUGUGUAAAAAGAGGCAGUUUUGUGUACUUUCUAAAGUAAAAACAACUUUUACCAAAUUAUGCAGAGAAAGCUUCAUAAAAAUGGAC